ACUUGCGUCUGUAGAAGGGUCUGGACCCGACAUGGUCACUUAUUCCUUUUAUUCCCCCAGAGAUGCUGCCUGAUCCGCUGAGUUACUCCAGCUUUUUGUGUCUAUGCUCGAUGCAAACCAGCAUCUGCAGUUCCUUCCUUGGCACUUCAAUAUAAUCCGGCCUAGCAACGAGAGGUUCUAUUAUUUAUUACCAAGCGCCACGAAAGGGAGGUGUAUUUUCCUUCCCUCGGUGUACGGUGAGUGGGAUGGAUGUUGGUUUGGAAUUUGUGAAUGCGGGGGAUAGGCGGUGUGGAAGGCGGCCGCUGGAAGGACCCCGGUGAGGAGGACAGUUGGCGGAGUGGAUGUUUCUGAUUCGUCAAUUAAUGAAGAUGUCUAAUGAUCAUGCUCUAUUAAGUCGCUUGGAGCAGAGGGCUGUUGAAGCUGACCAAGUCAUUGAAUACCUUAAACAACAAGUGGCACUACUUAAAGAGAAAGCAAUUCUCCAGGCUUCCCAAAGAGAAGAAAAGAGACUUCGUGUUGAAAAUGCAAAGUUGAAGAGUGACAUAGACGAUUUAAAACAGAAACUCGUUGAAGCGGAGACCUGUAAUGGAGUUAAACAAAUGCCACUUCCAUCAGUGGCUUUCGUUCAGUCCACUUGUUUGUCUCCACAAACGGCAGUGGCUACUACAAAGGCAAAUGUGAAAACACCAGACGUAAGUGAAGACAAAGAAAAGCAAGAUAAGCCGGACAAGAAACCAGAUAAAAAAGGAGAAAAGAAAGAGAAGAAACAGACAAUGGGAAGUGGCGAUGAUUCCAAACCAAUUGACGUUUCUCGCUUAGACCUACGUGUUGGGUGCAUCACCUCUGUUAAAAGGCAUCCUGAUGCUGACUUGCUUUAUGUUGAAGAGGUUGAUGUUGGAGAAACCAAUCCGAGAACUGUUGUCAGUGGACUUGUGAAACAUGUGCCCAUGGAUGAGAUGCAAAAUCGACUGGUAGUAAUGCUAUGCAACCUUAAACCAUCUAAAAUGCGGGGAGUACUCUCUCAAGCCAUGGUGAUGUGUGCAAGCUCCCCAGAGAAAGUUGAAAUCUUGGAUCCUCCGUGUGACGCUCUUCCUGGGGAGAGAGUAACUUUUGAAAACUAUCCUGGUGAACCUGACAAGGAGCUAAAUCCAAAGAAGAAAAUAUGGGAUCGUAUUCAACCUGACCUGAGGACCAAUGAAGAAUGUAUUGCCACAUACAAAGGAACUCCAUUUGUAGUGAGAGGAAUGGGCGUUUGCAAGUCUCAGACAAUGGCUAAUAGUGGAAUCAAAUAAUAAUGUCUAAUCUUGCAGAGAAUACAAUAAAUGCUUGAAAACAUAA
Molecule: messenger RNA, 1338 nt
Organism: Amblyraja radiata (thorny skate)
Lineage: Eukaryota; Metazoa; Chordata; Chondrichthyes; Rajiformes; Rajidae
Gene: aimp1a
Product: aminoacyl tRNA synthetase complex interacting multifunctional protein 1a
Exons: 7
Coding region: 342-1292 (316 amino acids)
Molecular function (GO): tRNA binding
Source: RefSeq, a predicted model, not a curated record